This is a messenger RNA of Coffea eugenioides, 828 nucleotides long. RefSeq lists its product as uncharacterized. Lineage: Eukaryota; Viridiplantae; Streptophyta; Magnoliopsida; Gentianales; Rubiaceae. Gene Ontology annotation, biological process: DNA integration. The record is from RefSeq and is a predicted model, not a curated record. Gene Ontology annotation, molecular function: nucleic acid binding. Bases 1 to 828 code for a protein of 275 amino acids. The transcript has 2 exons.
AUGAAUUUCAUGGGACCAUUUCCUAGUCCUUUUGGUUGUCUUUAUAUUCUUUUAGCUAUCGAUUAUGUGUCGAAAUGGGUAGAAACCAAGGCUACCCGGACUAAUGAUUCACGAGUUGUUGUAGGAUUUCUUAAGUCCAAUAUUUUUAGUAGGUUUGGGGUGCCAAGAGCAAUCAUCAGUGACCAAGGUACUCAUUUCUGUAAUCGCACCAUUGAAGCACUGAUGCGUAAGUAUGGAGUUCACCAUCGAGUGGGUACUACCUACCACCCGCAGACCAACGGGCAGGCUGAGAUCUCUAAUCGGGAGAUCAAGAGUAUUUUGAAGAAAACGGUCAACCCAAAUCACAAGAAUUGGAGCACCCGAUUGGAUGAUGCACUAUGGGCAUACCGCAGGGCGUACAAAACACUAAUCGGAAUGUCUCCGUACAAGUUAGUUUAUGAUAAGAUGUGUAAAUUACUUGUGGUGAUUGAGCAUCAUGCGUUUGGGGCAAUUAGGCAGUGCAACUUGAACGCUGAGAGAGAUGGCAAGGAGAGGAAGCUCCAACUUCAAGAGUUAGAAGAAAUCCAUUUGGAGGCUUACGACAAUGCCGAACUUUACAAAGAACGCACAAAGUCUAUCCAUGACAGACUAUUGUGCACUAAACAAUUUUCUAUGGGGCAAAAGGUACUUUUGUUCAACUCAUGGUUGAAAUUCGUGCCAGUUGAAAUUCGAAGUUUAGAGACGGACAAAAGUUUUAAGGUUAAUGGUCACCGUCUCAAGCUGUGUAUACAUGUUUCAGAUAUUGGCACUGUGGAGGAGGUCCAUUUGCUCGACCCUGAGUCUCAUUAA